UAGACGAAAGGCACUGGAGCUUGCCAUGUGUUUUGGCAUAGAUAACUGAAAACUGGUGGAAACUGUAAAAAUGAUCCUGACAGCUAUCGAUAUACCCACAGAAGGUGUUAGACACGUGCAGGAUGAAACUGUAGCUUUUGUGGACGAUACUAGUCAGGGAAAUGGGUCAUUAUACGUGACAGAAAGUUUGCUAACUUGGAGGAACAGUAAUGGGCAGGGAUUCUCCCUACAGUAUCCUGCCAUUAGUCUUCACGCUGUCUCCCGGGACCUGAUGGCUUUUUCACAGGAAUGUCUAUAUUUAAUGGUGGAUGGGAAACUAACAGAUGACACCGAGUCUGGUCGGAGAUCUUCAUCUGAUGAGGAAGUUGUGGGGCCCUAUGAGGGGGAUACGCCCACAACAGAGGUCCGAUUUGUCCCUGCUGACAAAGGCUCUUUGGAUGCUAUGUUUAAUGCUAUGUCUGACUGUCAAGCCUUACACCCAGAUGAACAAGACACAGACUCAGAAGCAGAAGAGUUCGAUGCUAAUUAUUAUGAGGGGGAAGAGGGAGAGCAGCACCUGACAAUGGAGGGACAGAGGACAUUACAACAUCUAGAGAACUUACUCCUCAAUGGACAGGGGGAUGGGCCAACUCACCAAAACACCAACGGUAAUGAAGGAAAUCCAGAUCCUAUGGACCAGGAUCAGUUUGCUGAUGCUGAUCAGUGAUGUAGAUAAAGCUGCAUUAGACAUUUAGGAGCUGAUAGAACAUUCACAUCUCUCCAAAAGGGUUUAUGCAGAAAUGUAUUGGAUGGUUGGAAUAUCUGUGUCACGUGUUUGUCACCAUCAAUAUUGGAUACAUUGUGACAAACACUGUUUUCUGUCAUAAUUGAAGAGGAAUUCAUCAUCAAUCCUUGGACCUGGAACUAGAAGUUCAGUGUUUGUGUAUAUAAAAUUGGCAGCUUUCAUUGUUAUUUUUGACAUCUUUGUAAUACACCACAACUAUAAUUUUAUCUUUAGUAAACGUUUACCAUAAAAAUUAUAUUGUGUUGGAUUUUCAAGAAUACGAUUAAAUGUGUUCAAAUUUAUAAAUCUGGUGUUUGAGUGAAGGAGUGUCUCCAAUAGUCCCUUGCUGUAAAGAUCCACUUGAUCUAUUUCUAUUUGUUCUACUAUUAAGUUGAUUCAUAUUUUUAUGUGUCUUUUGUGAGCAAAUUCUUUUUAACAACCAAAAGUAUAUUUUGUACAACAAAUGCCCUUGAUUUGCCACAGGCUAGAAAUUUACGAAGUGCUUUAUUAUUUUGAAAUGUAGAACUUGAUUGUAAACGGCAUACUAUAUACAGGGUUAUUUUCACCCUGUGCUAUUUUUGCCCUUUCACAUUUGCAUACAAUAUUGUCCCGAUUUAAAUUUGCGCAGUUUUUAAGAUAAAAUAAUGGUUUACUUUUAAUUCACCCCAUUUUAAAUUCGCACUUUCAACGAGGGCGAAAGGGGCAAAAAUUUCCCUGAAUACAGUAUUCAAAAUGUUAAAGAUAAAUUUUAUUUGAUGGCUUAUUAUUUCAGUUGUGUAAUAAUAUCUAACUUUUACAUCAACUGAAUCUUUCAAAAUAUUAAUGUUUUGUUUGUAUAUGAAGUGUAAUCCAGAAUAAAUGCUUUUUAUUAAUGGUGAAA
Messenger RNA from Saccostrea echinata, 1643 nucleotides. RefSeq names its product methylosome subunit pICln-like. Gene Ontology annotation, biological process: mRNA cis splicing, via spliceosome; cell volume homeostasis; chloride transport. The transcript is spliced from 6 exons. The record is from RefSeq and is a predicted model, not a curated record. Bases 71 to 706 code for a protein of 211 amino acids. Gene Ontology annotation, cellular component: spliceosomal complex; plasma membrane; methylosome. Lineage: Eukaryota; Metazoa; Mollusca; Bivalvia; Ostreida; Ostreidae.